Camellia sinensis is the source of this 444-nucleotide messenger RNA. RefSeq lists its product as uncharacterized. Lineage: Eukaryota; Viridiplantae; Streptophyta; Magnoliopsida; Ericales; Theaceae. The record is from RefSeq and is a predicted model, not a curated record.
AUGAUAGGUCAGACACGAUUUGGGAUGAAAGACAAAUUGACACCAAGAUACAUUGGGCCAUAUGAAAUUCUUGAGAAAAUCAACUCGGUGAUGUAUCGAGUAGCCUUACCGUCAGUCAUGGAGCAAAUGCACAAUGUUUUUCAUAUUUCUAUGCUUCGAGAUUAUCAACGAGAUCCGUUACAUGUGAUUGAACCAACUUAUGUGCUUUUGAAAGAUGAUUAUACUUACGAGGAACGACCAAUUCAGAUUGUCAAUCGAAGGAUCAAAAGUCUAAGAAAUAAAGAGAUUCCACUGGUGAAAGUUGACUGGAAAAACCACGGAGGAACUUACGCAACAUUGGAGACAGAAGAAGAUAUGAUGAAAAUAUACCCUGAUUUAUUCCCUCUAGAUCCGGCAUUCUUCCACAACGAAAGUAACUCGAGUUUGGAGGACCAAACUCUUUAA